UGAACGGAACAGCCGCGCGCGAUCGUCGCACGCAACCGCCGUCGGAUUGUUUGUCAAUAAUCCUCUCCUCCUCCACCUCCGCCGCCGACGCCGCGCUUAUCCUCCCGCGCUUCGAGUUACAUAUACGCGUCCCGUCACACCUCGCCAGUACGCACGAUCGUCGACGAGCACGCUCGUCACGCUGGCAUGACGGACGAUCGACGGCAGGUUCGGUAGUGAACGGAUCAUCAUCGUCAUCGUCAUCGUCACCGCCUCCUUUUUUUUUUCCUCCUCGCGGCUCGCUCUUUGACUGGACCCUUCACGCGACGCGCCUGACGUACCGCGCGGCGUACACCCUCUCUCCCCUCUCGCGUCCGACGAGCCGGGACGCCAGGAAUGCGCGAACGCGGAGUACCAGCGGGCACUUGCUACGGGACACGCGUGUAACGGGCGCGCACCACCACACACGGCAUUGACACGACGCGCGCGCGCGCGCGAGCGCACGUGCGUGCACACGCAUACAUUGUACGCGCGGCGACGACGACGACGACGACGACGAUGCGUCGACGAGCUACUACUACGUCUGCCUCGCCGCUGGGAGGACGCGCCGACCCGCUGACCUCGUCGCCGGCGGGACUCCGGGCUUGACGGAGUGCGAACGACGUGUUGUUCGGCUCUCCGGGACGUCGUCGCGACCGAGCGGAGCAACUUCGGAGCAGGAGCUCCAGAAGCGAUUGCCGCGGACGCUUUCCUUGUAAGUGGACUGUGGACCAGCACAAUUAUUGUGGUACGACAUUCGUCUCGAGAACGGGACGUACGUUAACUGCAUAGCAAUUUCUGGUUCUUGAAGAAAAUAAACAGUGUACCUCGAGGAGCGUCGCCCGAUAGUGCAGAGCGACGCUGAAUCGUGUACGAUUUCACCGCGCCGUGAGGGGACAGGAGAGCACCGGACCGAAGUGUGGCACUGGAGAGAGUAAUCAGCGUGAACGAAUUCACUAUCGGUGAACGGCGAGUGUAAAUAAUAUUCAUUGGAAGAAAAUGUGUAAUGCCAGAGUGAUACAAUUUAAAGACAUAGGUGGCCAAUCCGGAGCGAUCAAUCACAACAGACUAUUGUGUAUUUCGCUUAGUUGAUGUACGGAACGUUGCCUUAGACGUUCUUUUGUCUAGCGCUUUUAUUGCAUAUCCUUAUAUAGUCACGCUCUGUUGGAAAAAACAAAACCCGGUGUUCACAAAACUGCAAAAUUUAAUGAGGCCGAAGGUGCCGCAAAAGAGGGGAAACUUUCUCUUGAGAAGGUACAGCGUUCUACGAUCGACUGCGACAAACAAUGAACCAUUCGGGAAGCGGAAAACGCCAGGCGAAGGUUUUGGAAGAAAAUUAUUGGGACUGCAGUGUCUGCACUUAUAGGAAUACAGCGGAAGCAUUUAAGUGCCUCAUGUGUGACGUCCGCAAAGGUACCUCUACGCGGAAACCCCGCAUAAAUCCCCAAUUGGUAGCUCAACAGGUUGCGCAGCAACAGUAUGUACCACUCCUGAAACCAGGCAAGAAGGAAGGAAGCGGCGGCGGCGGUGGCGGCGGCGGCGGCGGUGGCGGCGGUAGCACGACCAGCGGCGUCAAGGAGAAGGAGCGCAAGCUGGACAAGCUGAGGCGCAAGAACAGGCAUCCGCCGCGCCUGAAAAACAUCGACCGCAGCACCGCGCAGUCGAACGAGGUGACGGUCAACAAUGUCACCGUCACCAUCACCGAGUACAAGCCCAAGGUGAAGAAGGGCUCGGAUCAGUCGAGCAACGCGAGCUCCGAGGGCGGGAGCCAGCACGACUCGAAUCAGGACUCGAGAAGCCUCGACGUGGGAACCGACGCCUAGCUUAAUGACUAUAAUGUUACAUAUGUGUGUAUGAAUUAUUCCAAUUAAUAUAUAUUGUAUGUAUGUCAACUCUCUACCGGUCAGCUGUACCAUUCCUCUAGACGGAAGAAAACGCGACCGCGUUGUUGACACACAGUCAACGCUCCUCUCUCGUUUGACUUGUACGUCGCGAGUUGUGUAACGUGUACCCCCAGAGCGGGGUAUCAGCAUUUUAUGUCGGCUGUCGGCGGAGAUAUUAUUGACUGAGCACGAUUCGUGUAUCAUCAUUCAAGGGUAGGCGGGAUAGGAAUAUGUGUACAUUGUAUGUCACUGUUUUACUUGUUGCACGAAGUAUUGAAUAAUUUGCGCCACUUCUCUGUACGCGUCUUUUUUUUUUUUGGCGAAAAAAAUGUACUUAAAAGAUCGCUUAUUUUACGAACGUCGUACUUGCAACAUGUAUUCGAAUUUGUUCGAAAUCUCUAUCGACGUGGCACACUCCGCGUUAGAUUUAAAUGCGGGGAAAAAAAAUGGAAGGAAACAAAUUGUAAAUAUCAGUGCAACGGAACUUUAUGAAACAUUGUUGACGUAAUUAUAUCUUCGAUUUUCAUUGAAUUCUACGAGACCACUGCCAGGGAGCGCAUCGUAAAGGCGAUUUCCGUUACGGAAUUUGUUAACAAGACUAACCAGAGAGCACGACUGGCACUGGUACAUAUAUAUGUACACCUUAUUCCAUUCUAAUUCGUCAACGAGAUGAAUUUUCUUGAAAUAUAAUAUACCUACUUAAAUAAUGGAAAGUUAUUUUACUGAUCUCUUCACGAUUCGCUAAUUUAUUCUACACUUUUACUGAGCGUAAUUAAAUUCGUAUUAAUUCGUAAUUAAGUCCAAAAGCGUUUAAUCACAAUUGUAUAUACAGUUCGAACAUAACUUUUCAGAUAUGUAAUAUAUAAAUAUACUUCGCGCGCGUAUUAAAUGUUCGAGCAACGCUCUCUGAAAAAAAAAAAAGGAGAAAGAUAAAAUUUCAAUUUUUUUCAGCAAAUAAGCGAGUUGAGAUUGUAGAAUGAAACGAGGUAAUACUUUGUCCGAAAAUGCAAAUGCGUAUGCACGCAAGAGGAAUCGUUCAAGUUUAUUACGUUUACCACAUUUAUAUAAACUGCCCAACAAAAUUUCAUAAAGACUUGUAUCUGUUCAAAAUUAAAUCGCAGCUGCAAGGACCAUAGCAAGUUCCUUAAGUAAACGGGUAAACUAGAAAAAGAAGGGGUUUCUAACAUUGUUAAUAUCAGGCCCCCAUAAUUAUACACUUAUCGAGAUCAUUGUAAUACGAUUCUGCAUAAAAAAAAAUGAAAGUAAAUAUAAGAAUCUAUCAGUAUCAGAGUAAUAGUGAUUAAUAGAUAAAUCGAGGAUUGUACACUCGAGGAACGAAUAAUAUCGCCAAACAUUUGGUAAUAUUGACUUGUAAAAAUGAUCCUCAUGACUGCCCCCUCUCCCCCUCAGACUUGCUUUCUCGAUAUCUUGAAUUCUUAAUCAAAGGAAUCGUUGCGUAAGAUGUAGCUUUUACAAAACGAAUUUCUAACCGAGAAAUAGCCAGGUAAUUGAAUAACCUAACCACUUUUACAAAAACAGUUCCAUGCAAAUGGUAUUUUUACAAUUUUGUGAAUUCGUAUAAGUUAUACAAAUCCUUUCCGUCUUACAUGACGUAACUGCUUAUUUUUACAUGGCGCAAAUCUGUAUUUUAUCUGUAUUUUAAUAGUAUACAACAAUUCUUCAAGUGGACAGCGUGUGUUUUCGAGUCUGUACUAAAAUUUUUUAAUUCUUUGGAAUUAAUGUUUCUAAAUACAAUACGUGUAAUCUCUUGUUCACGAGAGAUUAAGCGAGUGCUGUUGUCCAUUACAAAUUUAUGGCAUAGCACUGUGCGAAUCAGGGGAGCUUGCUUCAUUAAAUGAUUUUUUUUUUUAUGAAAUGAUGUCUCCCGAAUGUCGAAUAAAACUACUGAAUAGAAUACUGUACUUGUUAUUUUCAACAAAAAUUACAUGACGUAAGAUUCACGGAAAAUAAUGGAAUUAAAAUUAUACUGUUAAAAGGGAAACAAUAAAUCAUUGUUUUGAGAAAC
This is a messenger RNA of Wasmannia auropunctata (little fire ant), 3927 nucleotides long. It is a transcript of the gene RYBP, whose product is annotated as RING1 and YY1-binding protein A. The transcript has 3 exons. Gene Ontology annotation, biological process: positive regulation of DNA-templated transcription. The record is from RefSeq and is a predicted model, not a curated record. Gene Ontology annotation, molecular function: transcription coregulator activity; DNA binding. NCBI's taxonomy places the organism in Eukaryota, Metazoa, Arthropoda, Insecta, Hymenoptera, Formicidae. Bases 1305 to 1841 code for a protein of 178 amino acids. Gene Ontology annotation, cellular component: nucleus.